CUCAGGAUCAGUUUGAAAACUAUCGUGGUUGCGCGAAAUACUAAUGUUCAAAAUGUGUCGGUAGAUGUUCUUGUUUUUACGGUGAUUAUUAUGGCUUUCCCAAAAAGUUUUCUGGUGCUUCCAACAUUGAUCAGUGCUUUUGGAUUACUCAAAAGUGAGAAUAUAAUUCCAAGUCCGAAAAUAGAUUUCCCGCAUUUGGAGGAUGCUCUUGAAAAGGGCAGUAACUACACCAUUUUCUGCGAAGGUAAUUCCAGAUUGAGCUGGUCUACGCCUUCCGUGAAAGAUGAUGAAUAUCUAUUUUACACUCAGGUGAAAUUUAGGGAGGCUAAACCUCGACAUGAUAAGUACAAAUAUGCUUCGGAGUUGCUGAUAACGAACAUCACCUUUCCUUUUGUUGGAUUUUACACUUGCUAUGAAAGUCCUCAACAUUUCAGCCAACUAUAUCUUUAUGUCCACGAUGAAGAACAUCUUUCAGUGGAAAACAAAGAUCUGGAAAGUAUUGUAGUGACACAAUACAGCGAUGCUGUGAUACCUUGUAGACCAACAUUCCCUGAUGUUUCUGUCAACUUAACGAAAGUCAGUGGAGAUGAAGAAAUUCAGAUUAAGAUAGGAUAUCUAUACGAGGACGGUACGAUGUUCCAAUACAAUAGAAUGUAUGGAUUCUUGACCAAUGCUACCAAUCAGGUGGAGAUGACGUUCUUCAGAUGUUACUUCACCAGAGGAAAUCAAACAUUUGACUACCCAAUUUUGAUGGAGAAAGAAAUUAUAACUGAUUCCUUGGCUCAACCGUUCAUCGAAGAAGUGAAUAAAAAGUUGCACAACGUUGUAGGUGAUACAGUUGAACUAAAAUGUAUGAUUAAAUCACAGGUCCACACCACAAUUGUGUGGGAGACUCCGAUUCGAAAAAUUGAUGAAAGAAUGUCGGUUUCUCCUCUGCAGAGAGAUUCAGACUAUUCUGAUAUGUAUUUUCAAACUCUGACCAUUAGAAAUGUUAGUUUGAGGGAUAAAGGAAGAUAUUGGUGUAAAGCUAGUGACAAUCAGGACCACACCAAUGAAAAUAGCAUCGAUUUGACAAUUUAUGAUUCUAACGAUCACUUCCUUCGUCUCAUUGAGGAGAAUGGGUCCUACCAAAUUUCUGAGGAAGCAGGAGCCCCAUCUGUCCAAUGGAGAAUUGACAUCGAUGCUCAUCCAGAGCCAAAUAUUACAUGGCUCGACAACAAGAACGAACUGAUCCCUCUAGGAGUUUCCAAUAAAUAUGAAACUAGAUUAUCGGCAGAAAACGCAUUUCUGAUGAUCAAGGAUAUCACCAUACUAGAUUUUGGGAACUAUACGUUGGUAGCCCAGAACAAAUAUGACACUGAGAUCCUUACUCUAUUCCUCAACGUCACAGAUAAACCUACGAUUGAAUUGAGCUCAGAAAAAGACUUCCAAAUGAAAAAUGAGAAAUCUGUUGUGACUUGCACUGUGGCUGCCUAUCCUGAGCCUGUGAUUUUUUGGGAGUUCAGACCAUGUUUGACCAACACUUGUGCCUAUGUUGCGUUGAAAAGUGUUGGCUAUCAUCAAAAUGGACUCAAGUUCAUUUCUAAUAUGACAGUACAAAUUGAACAAUCUGGCGUUAUAAGAUGCAUGGCUAACAAUUCCAAAGGGCAGGACGUUAAGGAGAUUGGACUAUAUGUAUCCGAUGUUAAGAAUGGUUUCGACAUAUUCGGCUUAGAUGAAGAAGUCGUUUAUGAUCAGAAAGGACACAAUGCUUUAGUUGCUAUAGGAGAGUCCGUUACAUUAACUUGUGGUGCUUAUGUCCAAAAUUUCUCACAAGAAAUAGAAUGGCGAAGAAAUUCCGAGAAAAUAAUCUCAAACAACAAAUAUACCUUACAGAGGAGCCAUACAAAAUUCAGCAAUAGAUCUCUGUUAACAAUUCACAAUAUGACGCACAUAGACAAUGGAAUCUACACAUGUGUUCUUUUCGAUAUUGAAGAUGGAGAAAAAAAAGAGAUCAAAAGAAGAAAUAUAUCCUUUCACGUUGAAAGAUCCAUGGCUCCAACCUUAAACCGCUCAAAUCUGAAUGAAACUGUUGAAAUCAUUUAUGGUGCUAGACUUGAGCUAGUUUGUGAGUUCAUAGGCUUGCCUAAGCCGACUAUAACAUGGUUCAAGAAUAACGAAUUAUUCCACGCUUCUGAGUCUAGAAUGACAAUGGAAGAUGAUAAUCAGAAGUUGAUAUUUGCAAAUACUCUUCCUCCAGAUGAAGGAACAUACAAAUGUGAAGGGAAGAAUAUUUUAGGCAGUGAAUCGAAGGAAAUGGUACUAUCUUUCAAAAAUAAAUUUGGAAAACACUGGUACAUAAUUAUCAUUGGCAUCCUCAUCUUUGCAAUAUUCUCAGCCUGCAUCAUAAUCUACAUCAAGGACAACAGGAAGAAGAAAUUGGAGAAAGUCCUAAUGGAGGCUGGAUUAGCAAAUUUCGAGAAAGGUCAACUGGAAAAUCUCAACCCAGAGCUUGGAAUAGACGAUCAAGCUGAACUUUUACCUUACGAUAAAAAAUGGGAAUUUCCUAUACAGAAUUUGAAAUUAGGAAAACAAUUAGGAGCUGGUGCAUUCGGUGUGGUAAUGAAAGGUGAAGCAAGGGGCAUUUUAGAAGACGAAGCUGUCACCACAGUGGCUGUAAAAAUGGUCAAACGAAAUGCCGAACAUACCUACGUCAAAGCACUAGCUUCAGAAUUGAAAAUUAUGGUACAUCUAGGGAAGCACCUCAAUGUAGUGAAUUUACUAGGUGCUUGCACAAAAAAUGUUGCCAAAAGAGAACUUUUAGUGAUAGUCGAAUAUUGCAAAUUCGGAAAUUUGCAUAAUUACCUUUAUAGACAUAGAGAUAAUUAUAUAAAUCAAGUAGAUCCUCAAACUGGCAGAAUAGACUUUUCAAUAGGUGCAGAUAUAUUGGAGAGAAGCUAUUCUUUAGCUAGCAGCAAAAGUGCAUAUCCAAUGAAAUAUGCAGCGCUCUCAUUCAGAAGCAACAGUGGUAAAUCCAAUGUAGACAGUAGACGAGACAGUGAACUGUGUAAUACAGCAAAGACAGAAUCUACUAUUGUUAGUAUGACGCCCAAUACAGACCAAAUUUCAGCUGAGGAAGGAUUAACUUCCAAUAGCGGCAAUAAUAUUCAGCCCGAAUGGCGUAGCAACUACAAAGCAGACUACAAAGGCACUGUGAGGCCUAUAGCAACUAAAGAUCUCCUAGCCUGGGCUUUCCAAGUGUCCAGAGGGAUGGAAUACCUCGCCUCAAGGAAAGUUCUCCACGGAGAUCUAGCAGCCAGAAACAUCCUUCUCACAGACGACAACGUGGUCAAGAUUUGUGAUUUUGGACUGGCCAAAAGCAUGUACAAGAGUGAUAAUUAUAAGAAGAAUAGUGAUGGUCCCCUUCCAGUGAAAUGGAUGGCAGUUGAAUCUAUCAGAGAUCGAGUUUUCUCCACACAAUCCGAUGUGUGGUCUUUUGGUAUCGUUCUUUGGGAGUUCUUCUCUCUCGCUAGAACACCUUAUCCAGGAAUGGAAGCUGAUGAAAGACUUUAUGCCAAACUUGUUGAAGGCUACAGGAUGGAAUCGCCUGAGUUUGCAACAAAAGAAGCGUAUCGCCUGAUGCUGGAUUGCUGGUCUGCGAAACCAAUGAAUAGGCCGUCCUUCACAAAAUUGGCAGAACGGCUUGGAUCUAUGCUUGAAGACAGUGUCAGAAAGCAUUACAUCGAUCUCAACGACCCGUACCUGAUGAUGAACACCCAGCGUCUAGAAAAUGGACAAGAUGACUAUCUAGCGAUGGUCAGUCCACCCAACUUCGAAAACCUGUCAUCUCCCCAGCACUACGUCAACGAACUAGAGCAAUCCUCUGGGUAUUUGAGCAUGAAGAGUCCGACCAUCUUCAGCCCAAGACCAGGAGAAGAACAUGUGUUUACUUUCGAAGCCAAAAGAAGAAACAGUCACGACAAUGACGAAAAUUCGCCAGAACUUGCCCCAAUGUUAGAGAAUGGGAGAACUCCCUGCACAAGCCCAGUACCUUACAGUUUUGCCAACCCUUCAUAUCACCUGCCACCAAACAUAUGUGACGAUUCAAUGCGUAGUGACAAAGACAUUGUUAAGUCAUCUGAUAAUUAUGUUAAUAUGCCCCAGAAUAAAAGUCUGGUGAAAGAAAAGACUGACGGUCAUCCCAAUAUAAAAGUGGAUGAGGAUACCAAAGAUGUCCACUAUGUCAACAGUAGUAGUAGAGACUGGGAAACCAUUAUAGUUUGAGUGUUGCUAUGUACCUGAUGGAAUCGAAUCCUUUGUGAUAAUAGUUAAAAUGCUGCGUGGCACUUUAAGAUUUUAUCGGUCUUGCAGUAUUUUUUCUAAUUAACUUUGGACUUUUACCAAUUAGGAUUAGUCCACCUAACAAACUCUUGAAAGACUUAAAUGUUCUCAAUUCUGUACUGUAUUUAUCUCUAGAAGGAAGCUUGGAAGAUCAUACUUUGAGUUCAUUCAAAUCCUUAAUCAUAUUGAGAUUCAGUGCUCAGUGAAAACAGCGGCGCAUCCAAGAAUUGAGUCCAAGGGGCUAAGUGAUGGUAAUAUGGCGAACGAUAAGAAAUUAUGUUCCUUUUUCAAAAACUGUCAGAACUAUUCUAUCGUUUUUCUCUAGUUUAUGCCAAAUAUAUUACUUUCAGUACAAAUUGAAAAUAUUUUCCUGGCAGGGUGUAUGCAUAUUAUAACCCCUUGUGGAUGCGCCUCUGGUAUAUGAGACAGAAUCCUGUCAUAUUACACAAGUGAGUGUGAGAGAUUUGUAGAACACUAACUGACAGUUAUGUGUUAUUUGUAGAUAUUACGAGCGAUAUCAACAAAAAUUCUUCGUAAAAUGCUUUAAGAAUCAUUUCCUGAUAUUUUAUGAAAUUUGAAGAAUCUGCUUAUAUUUAUAACUAUUAGUGUUUUGCAGGAAAUUUUUAUACGUAGAAUAAGAUGAAAUUUAUCUUAUAUUGCCUCUUAUUAUUCCUAUUGGAAAAAAAAACUAGGUAAAUCUUUCGAGGAAAUCGAAAUUUUUUUUGACUCCUGUUGAAGUUGAAAAGAUUUUAUCUUUCUGCAAAUCAACGAAUGCAUGAUCGAAAUAUGCCAUAAAGUUCAUUUUGACAUUCAUUUUUAGUCUAUAUGUCAACAUUGUAUGUACAAAUUUAUAAUUAUAAUAUUUUUCUGAA
Molecule: messenger RNA, 5192 nt
Organism: Harmonia axyridis
Lineage: Eukaryota; Metazoa; Arthropoda; Insecta; Coleoptera; Coccinellidae
Product: vascular endothelial growth factor receptor 1-like
Exons: 23
Coding region: 91-4263 (1390 amino acids)
Biological process (GO): positive regulation of kinase activity; protein phosphorylation; cell surface receptor protein tyrosine kinase signaling pathway
Cellular component (GO): signaling receptor complex
Molecular function (GO): ATP binding; transmembrane receptor protein tyrosine kinase activity
Source: RefSeq, a predicted model, not a curated record